GUCGGUGGGGUGCGGGUCAUUCAUUGGGUUGAAGCGGGUGGCGAGCGGCCGGGCUUGGCGGGGCGGGGCUGGUUAUGUACGACGGACGGACGAUGCCGCAGACGUCAACACCACUCACUCCUCGACCCAUCCAUCCAUUCCAUCUCCAUCCAAAUGCCAACGCCGUCGUGGGGCACACAGCUAGGCUACACGCUCGCGCUCGCGGCAGUCAUGACCGCGUACUGCAUCCUAUCGUGCGUGCAGGUCCAGCACUGGGCGACGUACCGCCCGCGGGGUUCGGCGCGCAUCUCGCAAUGGGGCACCUUCGGCAAGAUGUUGUCUGGCAAGCGCCGCCCAUUCUCAAGGGGCGGCCCCGCGCUCCUGUUCCGACUACUCCUCGUCGGCCUGCUCUCCCUCGUGUCCCUGCUGGUCGUCCUCGUGCUCGCGCUCACCCUCGACCCAUACACCCAGCUGCUCGCCAUACCACUGACGUUUGUGCCCGCCUGGGCAGCGACGUACCCCCUCGGCUCGCACUUCGUCGCACUUGUGCUCGGCGAGCCCGACCCGCCAAAGGGGGAACUCUGGCACUGGCUCCGCAGACGCCGCGACUUGUUCUGCCUGCCCGUGUUCCUCGCCAAUGUGGUGCAAGGCGCAAUUCUCUCCGUCCCUCUCUGGCAGUGGGCGGGCUACUUCUUCUCCGAGAACGUCUCGGGUGCGGCCGUCGUGGCGACUGUGGUCGUCUGCGACAUUGCGACCUGGCCCCCGAGGGUCGCUGCUACCCGCAUCAUCGACGCGCACAUGGAUGAUGCCGACGACAAGGACGACGAGGCGAGGCCGAGCUCGCUGCCGCCUUACGACGGGCUGCUCGCUACGUGUCGUGCAAUCGUGCACGAGGAGGGGUGGGCACACUCGUUCACAAUGAUAGCGCACACCCUCACGGCUGCGGCCGCCCUCCUCGACCCGCUCCCGACGCCCGCUGAGCCCCUCCCGCGCGCCGCCAUCCCCAUAGUCCUCGCGUCCAUCGUCCUCGCCGUGCCCCUCGGUCUGCUGAUUACCUUCCCGUUCGUCGGCGCCAUCGUGCGCCUGCGCGCAGACUAUAACCCCAAGGGCGUGUCGCUCGCCGACGAUGACCCGCACUACAACGGCCCGCAGCUCACUGGCGUGUUCUCGACGCUGCGGCGCACGAUUGCCGUCGAGGGCUGGUACGGCGUGUAUAAGGGCUGGGCCGUCGCGCUGCUCCAAAUCGCCAUCAUGUCCCUCGUCGCGACGAUCGGCGCCUCCCUCUUCCUGUGGCAGCGCGCGCUCGUCGAGCACUUGCUCAGCUACCAGCUCGUCAUCUGGGCGCUCGCGCUCGUCGUGCCGCCAAUCGCCGCGUUCCUCAGCCUGCCGCUGUACGUCCUCCAGAUACGCGCAAUCGUCACCCCGUACCGCGUGCCGUUCGCGCCGCGCCGCGCGCUCCGCCUGCUCCUGUCCGACGCGGAGCGCAGCGGGCCCUUCGCGCUGUACUACAUCCCCGGCCUGGUCGGCGCGCUUCUUCUUUCGACGUUCCUCAACUCCCUCGUCCGCAUAGUCCUCAAGGACGUCAUCCUCGGCCCGAACGCGCACUUCAUCACCCGCCCCAACGAGCCCCCCGAGCCCGUGAGCAUCGCCAUCGCCGGCUGGCGCUGGGCGCUCUUCGGCGCGCUGUCCCUCGCGCUCGUGUUUGUGCUCGUCCCCCUCGACGUCGUCUUCACGAAGCUGUCCGUCGCGUCCGUCCUGCCCGGCCUCGACGAGGUCGUCGGCGAGAGCACGCCCCUCGUGCCCGGCUCGAGCAACCUGCGUCUUGCGGGCGAGGAGGACGACGUCGUUGGCGUGCGUCCUGUUAGUGUGGCCGCUUACGCUGGUGUCGGGGACGCGGUGCGCCGCAUCACCGAGGAGGAGGGGACUGGCGCACUGUUCCGCGCGUGGGAGUGGACCACGGCGGGUGCGGUGCUCACCUUCGUGACGGGGUAGGCGAGCCCGCGACGCCCCACACGACCUCGCCAAGGUCCCGAACCACCCUCCGACACCAUCCCCACAACCCACUACUUACCACCCACUGUAGCCAGUCUUUGACACUCUUCCGAUGUACCACUGUGUGUAGCUGCGCGUGCGUCACGCGGCUCUGCGCUGG
This is a messenger RNA of Vanrija pseudolonga, 2131 nucleotides long. RefSeq lists its product as uncharacterized. Bases 154 to 1971 code for a protein of 605 amino acids. Lineage: Eukaryota; Fungi; Basidiomycota; Tremellomycetes; Trichosporonales; Trichosporonaceae. The record is from RefSeq and is a predicted model, not a curated record. The transcript has 5 exons.